UACCUGUACCAACACGUAAAUAUUCAUUCUCUUUAAAGAAUUGCCCCUAAAGGAGCAAUAUUCGUCGUCUUUUUUGAUCUUUUGCUCUCCUUCUACUGUAUAACGUUCGAGUGUGUAAAAAAUGAAUGGUUCAAGAAGCAGUCGCGCACUACUGAAGUAUAUCAACAAGGCGACGGAUCCGUUUAAUCUUGAACCUAACUUGGCUUUAAAUUUGGAAAUUGCUGAUUAUAUUAAUGAAAAACAAGGAAACUUACCCCGUGAGGCAGCUCUUCUCCUCCUUAAACGUUUGAAUCUUGGGAAUCCCACCGUUGCCUAUCUUUCUCUUAAUUUACUUGAUAUAUUAGUGAAGAAUUGUGGCUACCCUUUUCAUUUGCAACUUGCUUCUGAAGACUUCUUGAAACGUUUCUUACAAUGUUUCCCUGUCCAUCCUCCUCUUCGAUUGAACAAAAUUCAUAAGAAGAUAUUGGAGAUGCUGGAGGAAUGGAACAUUCUUUUAUGUAAAAACAGUCGUCACCGGGCUGACUUUACCCGAAUCCAUGAUAUGCGGGAGCUUAUGGCUUAUCGUGGCUAUAAGUUCCCCAAAGUCGACAAGGAUGCCAUUAACGUUAUGAUUCCGAAGAGCACACUCCGUUCAGCCCAAGAGCUGGCGAAGGAGGAUCGUAUCGCGCAUGAAGCGAAACUGCAAGAACUUCUUCGUCGUGGUACCCCCAUGGAUCUUGCUGAAGCAAAUGCUUUAAUGAAGAUCAUUGCAGGCUACGAAAAGGAUGAUACGGAAGACUAUUAUGCUACCGCUUCAGCGGAUAUCGAGAACAUUACGAAGAAAACACAUCUUGUACAGCGUAUGUUGUCGGGAGAGCAUGUUGGUGAGGAAUCGCUUGAGGAAGCGAUCGAUUCGCUGAAAGCUUGUCAGACCACGGUAAACCGUUUGCUGCAAGAAGAAUCCGAAGAUGAAUACUAUGUGUCAAAACUUCUAGAGCUGAAUGACUUAAUUCACUCCGUUCUUGGCCAAUGCAAUGAGCAGAAUGUGCACGGUCAACCGUCUGAGAAAAUGGACGCCGCCGUUGAUUCUGCUACUUCAAACAUUCAAUCACUUUCACUUAUUGAUUUCGGUGAUGAACCAACGCAAGCUAGCCCUUCCGCUGGGGCGAGCGCACUUUCCUCUGAGAAUUCCUCGUCCACUCCGAACCCAGUCUCCAAUGCAUUUAGUCUUGAUAAAGUUGAGCAAAAAGAGACCUCGAAUUCUUCUUCUGUGUUUGAUCUUUUGCAGGACCCUGCUUUUAUUCCUUCCGUACCUGCUGCUACAGCUACUACUGCUUCUUCAAUUGCCCAACCUUCUGUUUCUAUUUGCAAAACAGAUUCUUUAUCCCUAGAGGUUUUCGCUUUGAACAGCAGCAAUGUAGAUGAUUCAUUAACUGUACGCUUCAAGGCCGUUUUUUCCAACAACAACACCAAUCCGGUGUCCAAGAUUAAUCUACAAAUUGCUGUCGUCAAGUCAUUACAUUUGGAAUUGCAUCCAAUUCAAGGUGCUCCAGAAUUGGCUCCGGAGUCUAAGGAUGCGUUAUCUGAAAUUUUCGAUGUUUCUAAAGUUCCUGUUUCCUCCGAGUCUGUAAAAAUACGCUGGAGACUUUCUUGGCUUUGCGGUCCAACCCCCUGCUCUUCUACUGGGGAAUCAGUCCUUCCAUUUACUCACACUCCAUAAAUUAUGUAAGUAUAAAACCAUGUAACGGAAUCAGGCUCAACUUCCUCGUGGGUCAUUUUGUUAAUAGUUAUGUGUCGUUCAGUAAUAAAUAUAUUAACCAAAAUAAACUGUACUUUUAUGCUUCAAUGUAGUUGUUAACCAAAAAAUGAACAUUAAU
Molecule: messenger RNA, 1856 nt
Organism: Schizosaccharomyces japonicus yFS275
Lineage: Eukaryota; Fungi; Ascomycota; Schizosaccharomycetes; Schizosaccharomycetales; Schizosaccharomycetaceae
Exons: 4
Coding region: 122-1699 (525 amino acids)
Biological process (GO): Golgi to endosome transport; vesicle-mediated transport; intracellular protein transport
Cellular component (GO): Golgi apparatus; membrane; cytosol
Molecular function (GO): phosphatidylinositol binding; ubiquitin binding
Source: RefSeq, a predicted model, not a curated record